CGAAAGGAUGGCUUUACCAUGUGGAGAAGUUAACCGACAGUUGUUUCCCGUCAAACUGAUGUACUUCUUCUUUUUUGCGGGACAGGGUGCCAUUCUUCCCUUCAUCCCGGUAUACAUGCGUCAACUGGGACUGUCCGCGACAGAGACGGGUAUCAUCUACGGGGUCAUGCCCUUCGUCGCCUUCUUCGUGCGGCCCCUUAUUGGGGUUCUUUCUGACAAGAUACAGAACCAUAAGGCUGUGCUUAUCGUAUGUGUGUUACUAACUGGAGUAUUGUAUAAUCUUCUACUUUUGACGCCAACAAAGCAAACGCACGACAAUUCUGCCCUUGCAAUAACGGUCCAUAUGCAGUGUUCACAUGAUGAUUCUUUUAUCAGGGAUUGCAUGGUCGCUCAUGGUGGUUGUGAGAUUGGUUUAAAACAAGCUCUAGAUGCCACUAAUCUUACUGAAAUUUCGAAAACAUGUGUGUUUCAGUGUUCUGUAGAAAGAGACUCGAUAAAGGCAGGCAGCACGUGCUUUACAGCCGAUAUUGGGACGUUGAGUGGCGUAACUUGUGGAAGUGUUUUGAAUAUAGGUGAUGACUUCAUGUUUCAAAGUGACGUUAAGGGUAUACUCGCAAAUGAAAUUCAGAUGGGAAAUAGCUCGUAUAGAAGCCACGCAUGCACAGAUUAUGAUCUCAAGAAUCUGACAUUUAACGGCACAAAUUACUGGCAACUUCUAUGUGAAUCCGAAACUCUGUUUAACUGCAAAUUACACUGUACGCCAGAAAUCAGCCAGAAAUGUAUGAGCACUAUUGUCAGUGAUGACAAACUAAGCGAGACAUUUUGGAUCUUUUUUAUUAUAUAUUUGUUUUGCAGCAUAGCGAUAUCCCCUGUGACAAAUCUUAUCGACGCUAUAGCGUACGAUAUUCUAAGUGAUAAACGCAGAUCAUGGGGCCGUCAACGCCUCUGGGGGACAAUAGGCUAUUUCAUAUUUGCCGUUGCUUCAACGUUUGUUAUGGACGCUAUCAGCCAAAACACCAACAGCGUUGACUAUUCAGUUUCAUUCUACAUUUUCCUGGCCCUAUUAGUAAGUUCGUGCGUAGUCGGAUACUUCUUAAAGCUAUCGGAAAACAUCCACUGUGGACAAUUAUUCAAAAACAUCCUAGGGUUGUUAAAAUAUCCCAAAGUCGUUGUGUUCCUGAUAGCUAUGGCAUGUUACGGUAUCAUGAACGGUGUUAUCGAAGCGUUUCUAUUCUGGUAUCUCAUAAUGUUAGGCGCUUCUCAAAAAAUCCUAGGACUCUGCUUAGUAUUCCAAUGUGUGCCGGAAAUAAUCAUGCUGCAAUUCGCCGGCAAAAUAAUCAAGCGUAUCGGUCACAUGUCUUGUCUGCACAUCGCCUGUUUUGGCUACGCCAUCCGUUUCUUCUGCUACUCCAUAAUCCCGGGGCCGUGGUACGUACUUCCGGUUGAGCUACUACACUGCCUGACGUGUGCACUCAUGUACGCCGCCGCCUCCUCCUUCGUCAGCGAGAUCUCACCGGAAGGGAUGUCCGCCACCGCCCAGGGACUCGUCGGCGGGCUAUACUUCGGAUUCGGCAAGGGUAUCGGAAGUUUGGUGACGGGGCAGUUGUUUGACGCCGGAACGGGCCUUGGGCCGGUGUUGACAUUCCGGAUUUAUGGGGGUUUUGCCAUCACUGUCCUGCUGGUGUACGGGGCCGUCCAUUUCGCCUUCUUCCGGGUCGCCACUUCCGACAAGGAGACUGCGUCAUACAGACAGGCUGGAAAAGAGAAGAGUGCUAAAGGCGCAGCGGAGAAGCUAUUAUGCGCAGGGGACGGAGCAGCCGUAGAGAUGCGGGAUCGGACUAAGCCCUGCUGA
Mya arenaria is the source of this 1852-nucleotide messenger RNA. Its product is annotated as major facilitator superfamily domain-containing protein 6-A-like. The transcript is spliced from 4 exons. The record is from RefSeq and is a predicted model, not a curated record. Gene Ontology annotation, cellular component: membrane. Lineage: Eukaryota; Metazoa; Mollusca; Bivalvia; Myida; Myidae. The coding region runs from base 8 to 1852 and encodes 614 amino acids.